AUUAUCUAAUUAUAAAUUGUUAUAUUACAUUACAUACAACAUUACAACUGUUAUAUUAGGUUUCUGUAAUAUGGCCGAAGGUAAGACAGGUCAUGUUAAAUGAGAGAUGAGUUUGCUUUUGUGCCGCGUUACAUAUCUUAACUUAAAAGAAGAUAGAUAUAUAAUCCAUCAUUAGAUAAAGAGAGAAAGAAAAAAAAAGAAAGAAAAAAAGUAUAAACACGGACUUUUGCUUGUAAUUGCUGCUCCGAUUGCUUUAAAUAACAUUGUUAUUUUUCAAUUAUCUAUAUCAGCCUUAUCAUGUAUUAUGCCUAUUAAAAUUUCUGCAAGAGAGAUUCAGAAUCGAAAUCGUAUGUUCGUGGUAUAGUAAUAACGGACAAGAAAGUCUCUGUUUAACCUGAAAGAAAAGCUUCCACUCCAAAAAAAUAGGAAUAAGAACGUAUCUUAAAAUGCGGUUUUUAUUAUUAUUGCCUGUUAUAUUAAGUAUCUUAAGUGUCAGUACAGCAUGGCGUACUUUCUUAAGAGGUCGAAGUAAAGGUGGUAACUUAGGAAAACCACCUGUAUCCGCUGGAACAUUGCUUCCUAAGGAACAAUGGUUUACGCAGUAUCUAGAUCAUUUUAAUCCAACUGAUGUCCAUGUUUGGAAACAAAGAUAUUUUGUUAAUUCUGAUUUUUAUAAACCUCAUGGUCCAGUGUUUUUAAUGAUCGGAGCUGAAGGUAUAGCGAAUCCUGAAUGGAUGGUUGAAGGUCAAUGGAUUGAAUAUGCCAAAGAACUUGGAGCGAUGUGCUUCUACCUAGAACAUCGUUUUUAUGGAAAAAGUCACCCUACUUCAGAUCUUAGCGUAAAAAACUUAGUGUACUUAAGCUCAGAACAGGCAUUAGCAGAUUUGGCGUAUUUUAUCGAGAGUGUUAAUAUUGGUUACAAAUUUUCGAAUGAUACAAAAUGGAUUGUAUUCGGAGGAUCGUAUGGUGGAUCAUUGGCAGCUUGGGUGCGUGCCAAAUAUCCUCACUUGGUGCAUGGAGCUGUGUCAGCUAGUGGACCAUUACUAGCCCAGAUUGAUUUUGAUGAAUAUUUUAUCGUUGUUGCAAAUACUUUGAGAGCGUAUUCCGAUAAAUGUGUUAGUACAAUACAAGAGGCUAAUUCGCAGAUCAAUAUAUUGUUACAUCAUACUGUUGGUCAACUGCAAAUACAGAAGAAAUUCAGAUUAUGUGACCCGAUUGAUCCUGGGCAUACAAAAAGAGUAGACAUUUCCAAUUUAUAUGAAACAUUGGCGGGCAACUUUGCUGAUAUUGUACAAUAUAAUAAAGACAAUCGCAAAAGUUCCAAAACAGCGAAUAUUACUAUUGAGACAUUAUGUGAUAUAAUGGUGGAUGAGAAAAUAGGAAAAUCUAUAGACAGACUUGCCUACGUAAACAGUUUGAUAUUGAAUGCUACCAAAGAGAAAUGUUUAGAUUAUAGAUACGACAAAAUGAUUCAUGAACUUCGGAAUAUUACUUGGGCUAGCGAGCAAGCAGAAGGAGGACGCCAAUGGAUGUAUCAGACCUGUACAGAAUUUGGAUUCUUCCAAACUUCCACUGGACAGUCUGAUGUGUUCGGAAAUAGUUUCCCGGUGAAAUUUUUUGUGCAGCAAUGCGUCGAUAUCUUUGGACCUAGAUACAACAUGAAUCUAUUAGAAUCUGCUGUCAAGCGAACAAAUAUCAUAUAUGGUGCGUUGAAUCUGCAAGUGACAAAUGUAGUAUUUGUACAUGGUUCUAUCGAUCCUUGGCACGUGCUGGGUAUCAUACAAUCUUCCAAUCCACAAGCUCCUGCCAUUUAUAUCAACGGCACUGCACAUUGUGCAAACAUGUAUCCUCCAUCCGAGAACGAUAUGCCUCAAUUAAAAGAAGCUAGAAUACAAGUAAAAGGUUUAAUCAAGCAAUGGUUACAAAAUUGAAGCUCUCUUUAGCGUAAUAUGCAUUACAUGUGAUAAUAAAUAUCAUAAACAUUAAAUAAAAUGCCAAUUUUUUAAAUAUU
Pogonomyrmex barbatus (red harvester ant) is the source of this 2011-nucleotide messenger RNA. Its product is annotated as putative serine protease K12H4.7. Gene Ontology annotation, biological process: proteolysis. Gene Ontology annotation, molecular function: dipeptidyl-peptidase activity; serine-type exopeptidase activity. Lineage: Eukaryota; Metazoa; Arthropoda; Insecta; Hymenoptera; Formicidae. The record is from RefSeq and is a predicted model, not a curated record.